Messenger RNA from Paramecium tetraurelia, 477 nucleotides. RefSeq lists its product as uncharacterized. NCBI's taxonomy places the organism in Eukaryota, Ciliophora, Oligohymenophorea, Peniculida, Parameciidae. The record is from RefSeq and is a predicted model, not a curated record. Gene Ontology annotation, molecular function: zinc ion binding. The transcript has 2 exons.
AUGAAAAACAGUAUCGAGAAUUCUAAUCAAUUGACAGUUUGCUAAAGCAAUAGUCAAUUAUAAAAAGUAACGUUUGUAAACUUAGCUCAAAGCGUGCAGAUAAAUUCUCCUUUAUAAGCAAAUAUUCUUUCACAUUCGCUUCCCAUUACACCUAACAAUGGAGAUCAGGCAGAUCUUAUUUAAGAAAUAGGCUUGCCUAAGAUUCUAACAAGAAAGAUGACUAGAAACGAUUAUUUGACAACAGCCAAUGGACAUAAAACCAAGUAAGAGGUUUUCUGUAAUAACUGUCAAAGAAUUAAUAUGACUCGUCUAGAAACAGAAUACGGGCUGGGGGCUAUUUAAGUUACCUGCUUGCUAAUUUUUCUAUUUUGGCCACUUUGUUGGUUACCUUGUGUUUUAAAAUCAUGUUAAGACAUAAUCCAUUAUUGCCCAUUUUGUAAUUAAGUUGUAGGAAGAACUCGUUAUACAUUCUGUUGA